GUUAAUUUGAGAUCAUUAAACAAAACAAAUCAAUCAAACAUGUUCAAAUUUGUUGUAAUCUGCGCCUUGUUGGCUACCGCCGCCACUGCCCAACGUCAUGGUCAUGGACAUAAUCAACCUCGUGGCUUUGCCAACAACCGUGCUGCCACCAAAUCAGUUUCUGCCUCCAGUGAUGAUGUUCAUGCUGAAAUCAUUUCAGCUGCUUCUGAUGUCCGUCCCGAAGGUUUCGAUUACCAUUUGGAAACUACUAAUGGCAUCAGUGCCAAGUCUAGCGGUGAUGCUUACGGUAAUGUGCGUGGUGACUUCCAAUGGAUCUCUCCUGAAGGCGAACACGUUGCUGUUAGCUAUGUUGCCGAUGAAAACGGUUACCAACCCAACAGUGAUGUUUUGCCCACUCCCCACCCCAUCCCAGAAGCCAUCUUAAAAUCUUUGGAAUACAUUCGUACCCACCCACCCAAGGAGGAAACCGUCCACCACGGUCAUGGUCGUAGAUUCUAAGAACUCUAGUUUUGUUAAGUUUUGUUUUAAUAAAAUAAAAUGAUUAUUUUUAAUUAAAAA
Molecule: messenger RNA, 558 nt
Organism: Lucilia cuprina (Australian sheep blowfly)
Lineage: Eukaryota; Metazoa; Arthropoda; Insecta; Diptera; Calliphoridae
Product: larval cuticle protein 2-like
Exons: 2
Coding region: 40-498 (152 amino acids)
Cellular component (GO): chitin-based extracellular matrix
Molecular function (GO): structural constituent of chitin-based larval cuticle
Source: RefSeq, a predicted model, not a curated record